Messenger RNA from Andrographis paniculata, 1419 nucleotides. RefSeq names its product 28 kDa ribonucleoprotein, chloroplastic. NCBI's taxonomy places the organism in Eukaryota, Viridiplantae, Streptophyta, Magnoliopsida, Lamiales, Acanthaceae. Gene Ontology annotation, molecular function: mRNA binding. The transcript has 6 exons. Gene Ontology annotation, cellular component: cytosol. Bases 171 to 1070 code for a protein of 299 amino acids. The record is from RefSeq and is a predicted model, not a curated record.
GAUGGAAACGAUGUCGUGUCGAGUGGCGACAGGUGUCGAGAUGCCGUUGGCUGGAUUUGUUAGGUCAAGCCGCCCCUGGGUGACGAUGAGUUGAGUUGGGUUUGUUUUCUAUGUGGGCCCAGAAUGGCUGUGGACCCCGCGCCUGCUUCAACGGUCCAGAUUGAAUUGCCAUGGCGUUGGGAACAAAGGAUGCGGCUUCGUCUAUCUUCUUCAAAUCGUAUCCUUCUCCAAAGCUCCAUUUUUUCAGGAAGUCGCCGUCGUCGAUUAGGUUCAACAUUUUCCUCUCAGCUCGUUCAGCUUCGCUGAUUUUUGCUUCGCACAGCCUCGCUCCUGCUCUGCAGACCGCCAGAAAGAAUGGAUUUCGAUUGCAUUCGGGCGUGGAAAGUGUGUCGGUGGAAGAGAAAGUAGAAAAGGAGAAGAAACCUGACAAUAGGAGGAAGCUUUUUGUGCUGAAUUUGCCGUGGACGUUCUCUGUUGCCGAUAUAAAGAAAGUGUUCGGUGAAUGUGGCACGGUUGCGGAUGUCGAAAUUAUAAAGCAGAAAGAUGGGAAGAAUAGAGGAUUUGCAUUUGUGACAAUGUCCACUGGGGAAGAAGCUCAGGCUGUGAUUGAGAGAUUUGAUUCUUACGAAUUGGUUGGUAGGAUUAUCAGAGUACAAUUUGCCAAGAGAUUCAAGAGACCUCCUCGACCAGUUCCUGUCGAUACCCCUGCCCCACCACGACAAUCUGGCUACAAACUUUAUGUAUCCAAUCUUCCAUGGAAAGCAAGGUCCAGCAAUCUCCGGGAGUUUUUUUCUUCAAACUUCAACCCUGUUUCAGCCAGGGUUGUGUUUGAUAGUCCUUCUGGAAGAUCGGCUGGAUAUGGAUUUGUGUCCUUUUUAACCAAAGAGGAAGCUGAAUCUGCAAUUUCAUCAUUAGAUGGGAAGGAACUGAUGGGCCGACCAAUUCGUUUGAAAUUAAGCGAAAGGAACACCGAUGCUUCUUCCAACAACGAGGAAGACGAAGCAGAGAACCAACAGCCUGAUGCUCCCGAAGCCAACCAAGAAGAAGUGAUGCAAGAAACAACAGCCUGAUGUGCUUGAUCCCGAUUCAGAAAACCUCGUCGAUCCCCCGGAAAGAUGAAAAAGGAAACUAGAGCUGGAAAUGCAAUGAGAGAGAGAGAGAGAUAGAGAGAGAGAGAGAGGGAGAAACACACACAGACCAGGUAUGGCCUUGUAUCAUACCCUUAUCUUUGGACUUUGUCGGGGAAUUUGUAGUCUAAGUUAUCUCUUUGCGUGAAAAUCACUGAAUUUUAUUUAUGGAUUUUCUUAUAUGUGUACAAAGUCUGUUGAGGAGUGAUGCAUGCGUAACAUGCAUAGCAUGGCUGUCAAUUCUAAUUUAUUAAUAGUUGAGGGGAUUUAUUUAUUAUUUAUUAUUUAUAUA